AUAAAAUUUUUUUACGGUCCGUUAAAUUGUUUGAUCGCAGCUCACGAAAAUUAUCUUGAAGUGCUUGAUAGCAUUUGCAACGUUAUCAACAAAUCUUGCAGAUUGUACCUAGUUUUUAACAAGGUAUUACUGAAGUAGGUCUUGCAAGAAGAGAUUCACUAGGAUCUCAUUUCUACGGGCAGAUACUGAACCAGGAAAUCAGCGCAGUGCGCUGGUGGUGUGUUGGGUUUCCUCGUUGCUUUUCUGAUGGAAACUGUGUAAUCUGCGGCGUUCUCUUUUAAAAAGGAAUUAUUAACCUUUUAGUAUGAAGCAGUGAUGGCAGUCAGCGAGAGUAACGUGUGUGCCGUUCUGCAAUGUCCCUUAUCGAAGCCAUCACACGGCGUCAGCGACGUGUGGUACUUCGAUGUUCCUCCUGUCACGGAUCCCAAAUAUUCCAGAUGGAUUGAGAUCCUAUCCAAAGGCCGUGACAGUCAGUGGAGUCCUACGCCGUCCACGAAAGUGUGCAGUCGGCAUUUCAGUACGGGCACCGUACUGCCGACGCCUGCGGAUCAGUCGGGGAAGCGAGGAAAGCGAUUGAAAAAAGGUGCCUGUCCGUAUGUGGUUGACGCUGAAGUCAUGGUGGCUGAGUCGAGAAUUUCUACAUCAGACCCAUUAGCAUCUCCAUCAACAUCUGCAUCGACAUCUGUUUUGGUAUCGGAUAAUGGCGAAACGGGACCUCCUGCGAAAAAGCAGCGUGUGGAUGCCGUGGACCCAAGCAUCCCAGAAAAACCCAUCGAAGACACCAAUAGUCUCCCUCCCGUCCUUCCGACCCAGUCCGUCGACGCCAUCAAUAAUCCCACUCCCGUUCCUACAAUUCAGUGCGCUCUUCCCCCUCCGGCUCCUCCGAUCCAACCAGUACAGGAACCAUCCCCCUGUCAGCUGGGUCUUGCACCGAAACUCCCCAAACUGGCUCCGAAGAAGCCGGGACUAUCGGCCGCACGGCAGCCCAGCACUUCCGCCUCCCUGCCCGCGUCGCCGCUGUCCAUGGUGCCCGCCAACCCCGCCGAUGAACCGGCAACAUCCGGUGGGGAUACCGCUGUGGAGGCGUGUUGUGUGCCGGGAUGUACGAUCAGCUCGGCGAAUGCCAUGGCGCAGGCGGUGACGCUGCAUGCCUUCCGGCCGUCCACGCAUCCUUUUUACGAGACGUGGACACAGCGCCUGCGCUGUGCGGCCACCUGGACGCCCAAGUCGACCGACGUCAUCUGUAGCCAGCAUUUUGAGCCGGGGGAUUUUCUGCAUCAUGAUGUUAACACCGGGGAGCUGCUGGCGCAGCGCCAGCUGAAAGACGACGCCAUGCCCAGUCAUCUGGCCGGCAUUAUUGACUUCCACUAUUCGGGUGUGUACACUCGGCACGAGGAUGUUAGUGGAAUUAUGCAGUGUAUGGUAUGCCACGCCAGUCGCAAACCGGGCCAGACCAAACCCUCGGAGCGGCUGAAAUUCUAUCCUUUCCCGACGGGCGCCAACACCCGGCGGGGCUGGAUGAACUUUCUCAAACAGAACGGUCGCGUGCAGGUGGUAACAGAUCGAUCUCUGGUGUGCGAGAAUCAUUUCACACCCGACGAUUACGCGCUCGGACCGACCAGCGGGGUCCUUAAGUCGCGGGCCGUUCCGUCGUGGACGCUGCGCAUACAACUGCAGUAUCCGCCGCCCACCGUCAAAUCUGAUUCCGAAAUAGGAUGCACUGCCAUGUGUAAGUCGGAAGAAAUCAGAUCUAUCAAAUCGCCGAUUAUAAGUGCGCAAAAUGUCACUGCGCGGACGGACGGCGUACUGGAAGAUGGACAGAAUCUCGUAGCGAAGAAUCUGGAGCGAGUGACGCCGCUCACCGAUAUGGAUGUAAGGGUGUCACGAGAAGAUCCAGGAUUGCGUCCGAUUGAUGAUAAUGUAACUACGGUUGAAGCCUCGGCUACAACACAAGAGAUCCCUCUGUUGGAAGAGAAGAAUAAUGCUGAUAACGAACUGAGCAGUACAAGUGGUUCUUCAUCCGUUGCGGCACAUCCGGUGCCAGUAGAAGAACAGUGCAGCAAAUCUGCUGUGUCUUCCGAAAAAUCUGCAACUGAUUGCGCUUCAUUUUAUUGUGAAAAGUGCAAAAUAUCUCUGCGAAAUCCCUGUUGGCUGCAUGCCGUGAGUUUUCCAGACGAGCCGACCACACCGCUGGCAAUCAGCAGUCUCCCCUAAGAAUCUCUCCAUCGACUUGUGCCAUGAUUCUCCAACAGGGAAGGCCGUCUUUGCCAAGGAACUUGUCCCGCCGCGCAUAUCGUGUUUGGGCCGUUGAUUGCUCCACUAACGACCGGAGAUGAUGGACAAGCGCGGUAUUUCUCGGUGAUAGAUGCACUGCGGAAGCAUUAUGAGCUG
Paramacrobiotus metropolitanus is the source of this 2391-nucleotide messenger RNA. RefSeq lists its product as uncharacterized. The coding region runs from base 316 to 2214 and encodes 632 amino acids. The record is from RefSeq and is a predicted model, not a curated record. The transcript has 6 exons. Lineage: Eukaryota; Metazoa; Tardigrada; Eutardigrada; Parachela; Macrobiotidae.